AUGAUGAGAGAAGAGACACACGAUAAUGAUGACCGCACGGAAUUAGAUGAUGAGGAGGGGAAUGAUGAUGAUGUUGAUGAUGAUAACCCCCACCCCGCAGAAGCUGUUGCUGAUGCCAAUCAUGGCGACACUGCUGAAGACAUGGACAUUGCUGAUGCCGAUCAAGAUGUUGAUGGUGACCAGGACAUGGCAAUUCCUGAUGCUGAUGCUGAUCAAGACUUUGAUGGUGUUGCUGAUGCCUAUGUUGAUUCUGACACUGAUGUUGACAAUCCAAACUUUUUUCCAGCAGCUCACGAUAUGUCCGAUUCAGACAAUUCUGAUAUCGAUAGGCCCUUACCUGAUGACAAUGCUGGUGAUAAUGUUAGGGGGCGUGGUAGGGCACGAGGGAGAGGGAGAGGUGGGCCAAGAGGGAGACCAAGAGGAGGUGGGCCUGGUAAGGGGAAUGGGCGUGGGCAGAACCAAGCUAGAGGUCAAGGUCAGGAUAGAGCCAGGGGCAGAGGAGAUGAUUUUUUGGAUGACUUGGUUGAGAAUACCAACCUGUAUGCUGCUAAAACAAUGCCACCUGAUGUCCCUGACCCUGCCAACCCCUAUGCAACUUCCCACAAGGAAUGGAAGACAACAACAACUGAGGAAAUGAAGGCUUUUAUUGGGAUAAAUAUCCUGAUGGGAAUCAAGCAGGUGUCUGAUUACAGAGAUUUCUGGUCGCAAGACACAGCUCUUCGUGAUGAGUACAUCACAUCAAAAUUUCCAAGGAGGGCAUAUGAAAGGCUUUGCCGAUUUAUUCAUUGCAGUAACCCUAAUCAGGUCAAUGCAAAUGAUAGAUUGGACAAAGUCCGCCCUCUCAUCACUGUCCUGGAUCGAACCUUUCCAGCCAUGUUCAAUUGA
Lineus longissimus is the source of this 885-nucleotide messenger RNA. RefSeq lists its product as uncharacterized. Lineage: Eukaryota; Metazoa; Nemertea; Pilidiophora; Heteronemertea; Lineidae. Bases 1 to 885 code for a protein of 294 amino acids. The record is from RefSeq and is a predicted model, not a curated record. The transcript has 4 exons.